AGCCAUUGGUUAGUCUCCAGGCGUUUAACAGAGUGAGCUCGCGCUGUAGAAGUAGCUGUACAGUCGUUGUCGCAAAGCCAGUGAUACCUCCGCUGCUGCCCCAGCUUUUGUUCCAGGAGCUGAAGACUCAGCGUUAGACUAGUAUUAUCUCGAAAUGAAACGAAUGUGGUUGAUUGGCCUUCUUUUUGGUCUUCUAGCCUUUGCUGCUGUAAGGGCUGAGGAUGACGUUGACGUGGAUGGAACAGUGGAGGAUGAUUUGGGAAAAAGCAGGGAUGGCUCCAGAACAGAUGAUGAGGUGGUGCAAAGAGAGGAAGAGGCUGUCCAGCUCGAUGGUUUAAAUGCAUCUCAGAUCAAGGAACUCAGGGAAAAGUCUGAAAAACACGCCUUUCAGGCUGAAGUCAACCGUAUGAUGAAACUCAUCAUCAACUCUCUGUACAAGAACAAGGAGAUUUUCCUCAGGGAGCUGAUUUCGAAUGCUUCAGAUGCUCUGGAUAAGAUUCGCUUGUUGUCUCUCACUAAUGAAGAAGCACUGUCCACCAACGAGGAGCUCACAAUCAAGAUAAAGUCGGAUAAAGAAAAGAACAUGCUCCACAUCACUGAUACUGGUAUUGGAAUGACUAAAGAGGAACUGAUAAAGAACUUGGGCACCAUCGCCAAGUCUGGCACCAGUGAGUUCCUAAACAAGAUGACAGAGAUGCAGACCGAGGGCCAGUCGACGUCGGAGCUGAUCGGCCAGUUUGGUGUGGGUUUCUACUCUGCUUUCCUUGUUGCUGACAAGGUCAUCGUCACAUCCAAGCACAAUAAUGGCACUCAGCACAUCUGGGAGUCUGACUCUAACCAGUUCUCAGUCAUUGAGGACCCCCGCGGGGACACAUUGGGCAGAGGAACCACAAUCUCACUAGUCCUUAAGGAAGAGGCUUCAGAUUAUCUGGAGUUGGAGACGAUCAAGAAUCUUGUCAGGAAAUAUUCUCAGUUCAUCAACUUCCCCAUUUAUGUUUGGGCUAGCAAGACUGAGACGGUUGAAGAGCCCAUUGAGGAAGAUGCAGAGGAGCCAGAGAAGGAGACUUCAGAAGACGAGGCUGAAGUGGAGGAGGAAGAGGAGGACAAAGAUAAACCAAAGACCAAGAAGGUGGAGAAGACUGUGUGGGACUGGGAGCUGAUGAAUGACAUCAAGCCCAUCUGGCAGAGACCAGCUAAAGACGUGGAGGAGGACGAGUACAAAGCUUUCUACAAGACCUUCUCAAAGGACAGCGAAGACCCUCUGGCUCACAUCCACUUCACCGCCGAGGGUGAGGUUACCUUCAAGUCCAUCCUGUUUGUGCCCACCUCAGCCCCCCGAGGCCUCUUUGAUGAGUAUGGCUCCAAGAAAAACGAUUACAUUAAGCUGUUCGUCAGGAGAGUCUUCAUCACAGACGACUUCAACGACAUGAUGCCCAAGUAUCUGAACUUUGUCAAGGGGGUGGUUGACUCUGAUGACCUGCCUCUAAAUGUGUCCAGAGAGACUCUGCAGCAGCACAAGCUGCUUAAGGUGAUCCGCAAGAAACUGGUCCGUAAAACUUUGGACAUGAUCAAGAAGAUCGCAGAGGACCAGUACAACGAAAAGUUCUGGAAGGAGUUCGGAACCAACAUUAAACUGGGUGUCAUUGAGGAUCACUCUAACAGGACCCGUCUGGCCAAGCUGCUCCGCUUCCAGACCUCCCACAGUGAAACUGUCCAGUCCAGCCUUGAGCAGUAUGUGGAGCGCAUGAAGGAGAAGCAGGACAAGAUCUACUUCAUGGCUGGCACCAGCAGGAAAGAGGCUGAAUCUUCUCCUUUCGUUGAGAGACUGCUAAAGAGAGGCUAUGAGGUGAUUUACCUGACCGAGCCCGUGGAUGAGUACUGCAUUCAGGCCCUUCCAGAGUUUGAUGGCAAGCGCUUCCAGAAUGUGGCUAAAGAGGGUGUCAAAUUUGAUGAGAGUGAAAAGGCCAAGGAGAAGAGGGAGGCUCUAGAGAAGGAGUAUGAACCUCUCACCACAUGGCUGAAGGACAAGGCCCUCAAGGAUAAGGUCGAGAAGGCUGUUCUGUCUCAGAGGUUAACUGACUCGCCGUGUGCUUUGGUGGCCAGCCAGUAUGGCUGGUCAGGAAACAUGGAGAGAAUCAUGAAGGCACAAGCUUACCAGACGGGCAAAGACAUUUCCACAAACUACUAUGCCAGCCAGAAGAAAACACUAGAAAUAAACCCUAAACAUCCUCUUAUCAAGCAGAUGCUCAGCAGAGUCAAUGCGGAUGCUGAGGACCAGACUGCAUCAGAUCUGGCAGUGGUUCUGUUUGAGACGGCCACGCUGCGUUCAGGCUACCAGCUCGUCGACACAAAAGCCUACGGAGACAGAAUAGAGCGGAUGCUCCGGCUCAGCAUGAAUGUACCCCUGGAUGAACAGGAACCGGCAGAGGAUGACUCUGAAGAUAAAGAGGAAGUUAUUGAUGAUGAUGAUGAAGAUGAUGAAACGCAGAUCGGUUUUGUCCACAUUCAUAGACUGAAAACAGGAAUGAGUAUAGAAAUUCCUGAAGGACUGACGGAGCUGUUACAAAGCUUUACCGUGGAAGUGUUGAGGAAUCAGCCCAGGGACUUGCUCGAGUUUGCGUUGCAGUACUUCACCCAGCUGAAGGACAGCGAGACCAAAGAGGCCUCAUUUGGCAAUGAGCAAAAUUCGGCCCCGAGAUCAGGAAAAGCGGUCAAUUUUAUUGACGAGGCCAUGCAGAUCGAUUCCGAGAACGGAGAGGACGACGACGACGACGAUGACGACGAGGAAUUCACAGCUCCGGUGAUAAACAGAUUCAUCAGAAGAGCAUCAGUUUGUGCUGAGGCCUUCAAUCCAGAUGAAGAUGAUGAAGAUAAGGAACCACGGGUCACUUACCCCAAAACCGAUGAGCAGAGAUAUAGACUACAGGAAGCAUGCAAGGACAUUCUUCUGUUCAAGAACCUGGAUCCAGAGCAGAUGUCCCAGGUUCUGGAUGCCAUGUUUGAAAAGUUCUGCACAGAAGGAGAACACAUCAUUGAUCAAGAUGAUGAUGGGGAUAACUUCUAUGUAAUAGAAAGCGGGACAUUUAACAUUUUCGUGAAGGUUGACAACGCAGAGAAGCUGGUGGGCUGCUAUGACAACAGAGGCAGCUUUGGAGAGCUGGCGCUGAUGUACAACACCCCAAGAGCAGCCACAAUAAUUGCAACCUCGCCUGGAGCCCUUUGGUGCCUGGAUCGACUGACAUUCAGGAGGAUCAUAGUGAAGAACAACGCCAAGAAGAGGAAGAUGUAUGAAGCAUUUAUUGAAACACUACCACUGCUCACAUCCUUAGAGGUGUCAGAGAGAAUGAAGGUGGUGGACGUGCUAACCACUAGGGUGUACAAUGAUUCACAGCAGAUCAUUGCUCAGGGUGAUUUAGCAGAUUGCUUCUACAUCGUGGAGAGUGGCCAAGUUAGAAUCACCAUGAAGAGAAGCCGGACAAAAACAGACCAGGAGGAAGAGGAGGUGGAUAUUGCCACAUGCACAAGGGGCCAGUAUUUUGGAGAGUUGGCUCUUGUCACAAACAAGCCCAGAGCUGCAUCUGCCUAUGCUGUGGGGAGUGUCAAAUGCUUGGUCAUGGACGUUAAAGCCUUUGAGAGACUGCUCGGCCCAUGCAUGGACAUCAUGAAGAGGAACAUUGCUAACUACGAGGAGCAGCUGGUGACCUUGUUUGGAAGUAGCCCUGAGAUUGAACAACAGAAUGCAUGAGGUGACUCCUCCAAUGGACCAUAAUCAAGAUGAUACAAAACACACUCAUACACAAAAAAGAGGCUUAUAUGGAUGUUUUCCAUGUUACUACUUUAAACAAGCUUUUUUAAGAAAACAGAAAACAAGACAUGUAAAUAUCCACCACUCUACAUCUGAAACAAGACGUGUUGAGUUUGCAACCGAACGUCACAGCUGCAGUAAGCCAAAGCAGAGUUGCGUAGAUGCUUGUUUAAUUACAUUUGCCAUGAUUUUCACCCUAAAAUAUGUGUGCAUUUUACUUGUUGGUGCCAAGUGCUUUAUUUGUUGGUAAAUGAACACUAACUUUCGCUUUUCUUCAUAACGGUAUAGCAGUAAUGCAUAAUGUGUACAUUUCUGAUCCAUGCUUUUCAUGAACUGGGUGCCAAAGCUAGUUACUCUUACUGGAUAAUUGUGAGCAGAUUUGCCUCCUUUGUUUGUCAGCGGAGGUGCAACAUGAGAAAAAUCAGGACUUUUGAUUACAGCAAAAUGUAGUUAGCCGUCAUACGAAAAUACGUUUGUUAGUCAUCAGACUGAAAUCUUUAAAUCCAUCCCCAUAAUUACUGUUAGUACAUGUUUGUGGCUUUUUGCCCAAUGCUCUGCUUUUUCAACAAAGCAAACUUCAGAAACAUAGCUGAUAGUUUUGUAACAAAAUACAACACAUUGCUGUAAAUUUUUAACUAUUUACUGUUGGACCCACUUUUAACAACAUCCCCUCUACUCUGUAGUCAUUAUAAGUGGUGUCUCAAGAGAAUUGAUUUUGCUGUGUUUUAUUGUAAAUUUUAACUCAUUUCGUGUUGGUGAAAUAUACAUUUUUAAGACAUGCAUCGUUGUUGUCUACCUCUGCCAAUAACUUUUUGCAGUUCUUUUUCUUCUUCUGUUUAAGUAACUGAAGUCUUCUGUAUUCUGUCUGCUGCUGAAAUUGUUUUGAACCGUGUUAACAUUUAAAAAUGCUGAUUUCCCCUCCACCACCAUCUGGUAGCAGUUUUACUAUUUGAUGGCUAAACCACAACAAUGGCUACAAACGUUGUUUCAAUUUUCAUGUCAAUAAAAAACAUUUUAUAAA
This is a messenger RNA of Nothobranchius furzeri (turquoise killifish), 4826 nucleotides long. NCBI's taxonomy places the organism in Eukaryota, Metazoa, Chordata, Actinopteri, Cyprinodontiformes, Nothobranchiidae. The record is from RefSeq and is a predicted model, not a curated record.